Molecule: messenger RNA, 684 nt
Organism: Penicillium daleae
Lineage: Eukaryota; Fungi; Ascomycota; Eurotiomycetes; Eurotiales; Aspergillaceae
Product: macro domain-containing protein
Exons: 1
Coding region: 1-684 (227 amino acids)
Source: RefSeq, a predicted model, not a curated record
AUGGUCCUUUCGAUCCUUACGAUAUCCAAAAUCCCAACAGUGUCAUCUCUGUACCGAGCUACCAGCCUCCGUCAGACCACUACUGAGCGGACUCCGGUACAGUCUCUCAAUGAUAUCGUCUCCGCCGUCCGCUACGAUAUCACCAAGCUUGAGGUCGACUGCAUCGUGAAUGCCGCUAAUAGUUCGCUGCUGGGUGGUGGCGGCGUAGAUGGUGCUAUCCACAGCGCCGCCGGACGCCAACUUACCCGGGAAUGUGCCACUUUGGACGGAUGUGAGGUCGGUGAUGCCAAAAUCACCUCUGCGUACCACCUGCCAUGUAAGAAAGUUAUUCACACUGUCGGCCCCAUUUACUUCACAGAGUCCGCCAAGGACCCUGAGCGCCCCGAGAGUCUGCUUCGCUCCUGCUACCGCCGCAGUCUGGAGGUUGCUGUUGAAAACGAGAUGAAGUCCAUUGCCUUUGCAGCCAUAAGUACCGGUGUCUAUGGCUACCCCAGCAAAUGGGCUGCUCUUGCUGCCACCGAUGAGGUGCGGAAGUUCCUGGAGUUGCCUGAGAAUAAGAACAAGCUGGAACGAGUGAUAUUCUGUAUCUUCGAGGUGAAGGAUGAGAUUGCAUAUGAGAGGGCGCUUCCGUGGGUACUCCGGUUCUUUCAUUAUAUCCUAUUUGGACCGAGACACGUGAGCUAA